Messenger RNA from Cornus florida, 1839 nucleotides. RefSeq lists its product as uncharacterized. The transcript has 4 exons. The record is from RefSeq and is a predicted model, not a curated record. Bases 297 to 761 code for a protein of 154 amino acids. Lineage: Eukaryota; Viridiplantae; Streptophyta; Magnoliopsida; Cornales; Cornaceae.
AAAAAAUCGUAUCACAGUUCCAAAAGUGACACUCUUUUUGGCAGAGCAUUAUUAAAUACGAGUAAUUGAAUUCAGUUUGAUCAAAUCAUUUUCUAAAUUCUAGGGUUCCAUUGACAGAGAAAUCGGUUUGGUAAUCUUGUUCUUGUUUAUGUGAAGGAGAUAGGAAAGUGACCAUGAGAGCGCACAUUCUUGGAAAUACUAGUGUAAGUCAAAGAAUAUGGAAAAAUAUGAAUCUCAGAACUUGGAAUUAGGGUUUGCAUCGAGGAAGAGUAAAGAGUUGGGGCAACAAUUGAGUGAUGGAAGGAGGGAUUUGUAGAGAGUGUGUGUGUUCCCAAUGGUGGAUUUGCAGUCUCAGUUGGGAGCUCGCAGUGUUGGCUCCGAGUAGUGCUCGGGAGAUAGUGGAGCUCGCAGUGAAGAGCCUUCGUCCUCUUUGGUGGCAUUGGAGGGAGACAAAUGUUCAUAAUAAACGCCCUAAAAUUCAUUCGUUUUCUCUGGACUGGAAUUGCCAUUUUGCAGCUGCUACAUCUUCCGAUACCGACAAUUAUAGUUUAAAUGGAAGGGACAGUAUUAACCAAGGUAUUCCAGUGUUGAACAAUGAUGGUGAUGAGAAUUCCCUUGUUUCUAGUGGUAGGAAGGACAAUGCAUUUCGCUGUGAUACAAUAACAAUGGAAGAUUUAGUUGUUCAGAUGGAUCUUCCUAAUGACUUGUUGCACACGGUUUUCCUCUUUCUUGGACCACUGCAACCUUUGUCGUGCUGCUAAGGUCUGCAGGCAGUGGUGCGCAGCUAGUGCUCAUGAAGAUUUCUGGAGGUUUUUGAAUUUUGAGAAUUGAAACAUAUCUGCGCAACAAUUCUUGCAACAUUGAUGAAGAAGUGGUUGAAGCUGCUGUGUCACAAUGCAACAUGCUGGAGACACUUGACGUCAGCUUUUGUCCAAAGGUAAAUUUCCUAUAAGUAAUAUUUUUAUGUGACCCUUGGUACAAAGGAUGAAAUACUAGAAGGGAAAGUAGAAUGAAUUGAAGAGGUAUCCCUCGGGGGAUAUGUAGGAACCUCUUUUUCAUGAAGUGUAUUGCGCGAUUUGACCGUUAUACCAUUUAAUAAAAAUAUAAAAAAGGCUUUUUGGAAGGGUUAAUGUGUAAAAAAGAAGCUCUCCUCUUCUCAGUAACAAUAGUUGCAUCACAGUUCACUCAUUCACGUGUAGUGUCUACGUAUGUGAAAGAGGUAGCUGUAGAUAAGAAUUUGGGAAUGAAUAGAAUCGGUUGAGCAACCAACGGGCCAAUGGCCUAGCGGUAUCAGCCUCUUACUUCCCAAAAGGAAGUCAGGGGUUCAAGUCUUAGUAGAGACGUGUGCGUGAGUACCAACGAGAAAAAAAAAAAAAAAAAAAAAAAAGAAAGAAUCGGUUGAGCGACGCGACCUAGGAAUGGCGGGAAGUGCCGUGCCAAGACAACCGUAUUGACUGAAAAUUGCAACUUAUUUUUAUUUAGAUUAAUUGGAAGGUACUUCAUUUUUUAAAAUUCUCUCUUUGGUUAACUAAGCAGAUAUGCUUGGUGAGAAUGGGGAAGUUUAGUGCAGCAUGCCCUAGUUUGAAACGCAUUUUCAGUAGCCAAUCACCCAUAUGAUAAGUUCAAGGAUGUGCUUUAAUUCGCUUGCUUUCAAAGAGCUUGUAUGCAUGCUUUGGUUGUUGGAAGCAGCUAGCAUGGUAACUAAUCCACAAUGCCUCUUGUAUAAUCUAAAUGUCCAGUCUUCAUUUGUUAAUGUUGUUGUUUUUCUGUACAUUGUACUUCAUGUGGCUGUUGUCUGGUGUAAGUAGAAUAAACCUCAUCUUCAUUUUAUUUGAAUCA